Messenger RNA from Lycium barbarum (goji berry), 3354 nucleotides. RefSeq names its product serine/threonine-protein kinase TOUSLED. Gene Ontology annotation, biological process: peptidyl-serine phosphorylation; intracellular signal transduction; chromosome segregation. Gene Ontology annotation, cellular component: nucleus. Lineage: Eukaryota; Viridiplantae; Streptophyta; Magnoliopsida; Solanales; Solanaceae. The transcript has 16 exons. The record is from RefSeq and is a predicted model, not a curated record. Gene Ontology annotation, molecular function: ATP binding; protein serine/threonine kinase activity. The coding region runs from base 880 to 2904 and encodes 674 amino acids.
UUCUUUUCCUCUUCCUUCCCCUUCUCUUUCCAAAAAAACAAGAGUUAAAAAAAAUGUCACUUGUAACACCUUGGCUUCGUCUAAAAUCUACUCCCUUAAGCCCCAAUUCUUGUUUUUUAAAGAUAUAACCAAAUCUAACAUCACAAAGGAAAAAUAAAUUGCUCUUCCCAAAAAGACCCACACUUGAGAUUUCAAAAAUCUACACACUCAACACCUCAUUUACUACUUCCCUCCCUUUAAUUCUUCCCAUUUUCCUCAAAGGGAAAAAUAAAUUUAACCCUAAAUCUCUACUGUUCCCAUUUCCUUCCUAGAAGUUGUCAAAAGGGUUGAAUUCAUUUGUUGGAUUCUUGAUUUUACAACUCUUUUUUAACUAAAAGGGUCUCUCAAAAUUGAUUUGAAUCAUCAGAAAAACAUCCAAGUUCACAUUUUUAUGUUAUCAUUUGUAGGAUUCUUGAUUUUACAACUCUUUUUUACUUAAAAGGGUGUCUCAAAAUAGCUUUGAAUCAUCAGAAAAACACCCAAGUUCACAUUUUUAUGUUAGUUUUAGGUUAUCACUUGUGGGAUUCUUGAUUUUACAACUCAUUUUAACUCAAAGGGUGUCUAAAAAUAGCUUUGAAUCAUCAGGAAAACACCCAAGUUCACAUUUUUAUGUUAUUUUUAGGUUAUCAGUUGUGGGAUUCUUGAUUUUACAAAUCUCUUUAACUUAAAGGGUGUCUAAAAAUAGCUUUGAAUCAUCAGAAAAACACCCAAGUUCACAUUUUUAAUGUUGUUUUUAGCUUCUUUGUGGUUUGGUUCAUUCAGAUAGUUUCUUGUCUACUUUUUGGUGACCUGUGAAUGAUCUGAUAUCUUGUUCUUUUAAGGUGCAUUUGAAAACUAAAGAUGUCUGAUGAUAUGGUUAUUCAUUUUGCAUCGAAUUCGUCGAACCAAUCUGACCAGUCUUUGCCUACGAAGAUUGCGAAACUCGAGGCAAGAAUGGUGGGCAAAGGCUCAUCUGUUACAUCUCAGGCGAAUUCGUGGUCUUCCCCAGCUAUGUUUGGUGCUCCUGAGCAUGUUGCUGAGCCUGCUGUUUCUAGUGAUUCAGAUGAUGAUGAUAGUGGAGUGGAAUUUCUCAUACAAGCAAACACUCAGAAGCGGCGCAAACUUGAAGAAGAGAACAGCUCAAAUUCCUUUGAACAUGUGGAGACAGCAGCUGAUACAGUGAAAAAGAAUGUAGAAAAUACAGAAACAAGCAAAGUGGGUUCAGAUGUGAAUAGACGAAAACAAAGCCGCAGUAGGGGACAAACUAAUUCUGGUAGAGGGCGUGGUUCCCGAGGUAGUGAUCAGAUGAGGUUACAAGCAGUGCCUGUGUCAAACGGUCAGUUCGAGAACUCUUACAAAAAGUUGCAAGAUGGUUUGCCUAAAGAGCAAAUUGGGCAUGAUGGACAGGCUGUACUAGAAGAGGAGAUCACUUCUUUACGGGCAAAAAUUGUGUCUUUGGAGGAAGAGCUUAAGAAAUUCCGUCAAGAGGCCUCAGAUUAUCAACAUCAGUGUCAACAGCUGGAAAAGGAACUGAAGGAUAUUAAAGACCACGAGCAGCAGACAAAGCCAAAGAGAACGAAAAUAAUAUCCGAAUUGUUGAUAUCUGUUUCAAAAGCUGAGAGACAAGAGGCGCGGAUGAAAGUGCGCCAGGAAUCUUUGAGACUGGGCAAUGUGGGAGUAAUCAGAGCUGGAACCAUUAUAUCUGAGGCCUGGGAAGAUGGGCAAGCAUUAAAGGACCUCAAUGCUCAACUUAGGAACUUAUUAGAAACAAAAGAAGCUAUUGAGCGGCAGCGUAAAUUGCUGAAGAAACGACAACCAGAUAAAAGUGAUGCAGGAGAUGCGGAGGGAGGUUUGCAGGAAGAAGACUCUCUCAUUCAGGAUGAAAUCUACAAAUCUCGUUUAGCUAGCAUCAAACGAGAGGAAGAUAUGAUAAUGCGUGAGAGAGACCGGUAUGAACUAGAGAAAGGAAGGCUGAUUCGUGAAAUGAAACGCAUUCGUGACGAAGAUGGUUCUCGUUUUAACAAUUUUCAGAUUUUAAACCAUCGAUAUGCCCUCUUAAAUCUUCUUGGAAAAGGAGGAUUUAGUGAGGUGUAUAAGGCUUUUGACUUGGUAGAUCAUAGAUAUGUUGCAUGUAAGCUACAUGGACUAAAUGCUCAGUGGAGCGAAGAGAAGAAGCAAAGUUAUAUACGACAUGCAAUCAGGGAGUACAACAUCCACAAGACUUUAGUGCACCAUCACAUUGUGCGGCUUUGGGACAUUUUUGAGAUAGACCAAAACACAUUUUGCACUAUCUUGGAGUACUGUAGUGGGAAGGACCUUGAUGCAGUUCUCAAAGCAACACCCGUGUUGCCAGAAAGAGAGGCAAGAAUCAUCAUUGUGCAGAUUUUUCAAGGCCUUGUUUACUUGAAUAAAAAGUCACAGAGGAUCAUCCAUUAUGAUUUGAAGCCAGGGAAUGUUUUAUUUGAUGAGCUUGGUGUUGCUAAGGUCACUGAUUUUGGUCUAAGCAAGAUAGUGGAGGAUGAUGUUGGAUCCCAAGGCAUGGAGCUCACAUCCCAGGGAGCUGGAACGUACUGGUAUCUACCUCCUGAAUGCUUUGAGCUAAACAAGACACCUCUUAUAUCCUCAAAGGUUGAUGUCUGGUCAGCUGGUAUUUUGCUAUACCAAAUGCUGUUUGGUAAGCGGCCUUUUGGGCAUGACCAGUCACAAGAGAGAAUAUUAAGGGAGGACACAAUUAUUAAAGCAAGAAAGGUUGAAUUCCCUACAAGACCAGCUGUAUCUAAUGAGGCGAAGGAGUUUAUUCGUCGUUGUUUAACAUAUAAUCAAGCAGACAGGCCAGAUGUUUUAACUAUCGCCCAAGACCCUUACUUGACAUACACAAAGAAAUGAUAGGAAGUUGUAAUCACCACAACUUGGGCAGUGGGUUGUACCUCUCGUCUAUGAAAAUGGUUGCUCGCCUAAUGUUGGGACAAGAAGUGGUGCUUGUGGAAAUUUGUACAGUUGUAAAGCGUGUAAUCUUUGUCCCUGUAACUUCAUCUUUUCUGCCCCCAAUUUUCCAUUUUAGCUUGUUCUCUUCCCGGAAACUCUUUUGCGCCAUGGUUAUUUCAUGUUUUUGAAAUUCAGUGAGUGUAUUGAUGAAACUCCAUGGCGAAUUAGGAAAUGGAUUGUUCAAAUUCUACCUGUAUGUUGGUAGAGGUUAUAUAUGUACUUUGCUUGAACAAAAAAGCAUGCAAGAGAAGUGGCAUGAUGAAAAGAUUUCAUCACCUAAUGUUUGUUCUUCAAUCUUAACAAGUUUAUAACUUCUGUUUACGAAGACAAGCUGUGUAUUUGGUUUUUGAA